AUGCCCACUGAUAUGUCUACUCCCGCAGGUGCUAUCAUAAAUGACUCGGAUUCCUCGAUUCGUUACUCUGAUGGCUGGGUAGCUAACAUGAGUGUUUCGGUGGGCCCCAAUGGACAGAUCCCGCUCUAUAACUCUUUACAUAUCACACAAAGGAAUGCUGAUUUCUCUUUCUCCUUCAACGGAAGUUUUAUAUCAGUCAUGGGUUUAAUGUUGCCUUCUGGUCAACUCCCUAAAUGGGAGUGCUACAUUGAUGGUGUUAAGCUUCUCUCCCUCCCUCUGACUGACGGUCAAGAGCACCUUCCUCUGUGUUCACAGUCCUUGGGAGACGGACAUCACACGCUCACUGUGGCUGUAAAUGCGACUCAAGAUAAUCCGCUGUGCUUUGAUUAUAUUCAAUACCAUCCUUCAUCUUCUGGAUACACUGAUGACAUGGACAAAGUCUUUAAUCCAGAAACCGCUGUGGUAAAGGCUGGAGACUGGCCGUCGAUCCCUUCGAUUAGCUCUGGUAUCAUGACAAGAGAGAAAGACUCCAAGCUGCAAAUUCAAUUCAACGGUGUCUCGAUGACAUGGCUCGGCCUUUAUGACAAUAAUCUGUCGGGUCCUCCUACUACAGCGACUUAUACAAUCAAUGGAAGCAAUCCUAUUCCAUUUCCUGUCAAUAACUUUGCUUCAAACUUCACUCCUACGAUUUUUGAUCAAAUCAUUCUGCAAACCAAUGAUUACCCCCAUGGUCUUCACAACCUUGAAAUCACGUACAACGGCGAUUCAAACAAUGCGCCCCUUACGCUGACAAGCUUCAUAGUUCAAAAUGUCACUCAGCCUCUGUCGACUUUGAGUAAUAUGAAUACGACAUCAUCGUCUACCAUGUCGCCCAACCCAAUGACGACAUCAAGUUCGACUGCCCCAAACCAUCACCGACCUCGUUCGACUGGCUCGAUUAUUGGAGCGGUCUUCGGAGCUUUGUUGCUCAUUGUUAUCUUCCUUUUGUGCCUACUUUUCUGGAGGAAAAGAAAUUCGACGAAAAGGGUGGGACUUCCGGAAUCGUCUGGCGCCAUUCGGCCAUUCAAUUUCACAUAUUAUCCCACCGUAUCUCGCAACGCCUCAUCACCCCCAGUCAACUCCAAAGCUUCUAGAGCGUUUCCCACCGAUGGAUCGGUUCGUGGCGCUCUGCCUUCAGAGAAAAUACAGAGAAUGAACAACGGAAGAACAUCGACAUCACGUCUGCAACUAUCCUCUGCAGUUACUUCUGUGCCCUCAACCCAAUCCUCCCCUGAAAUACGAGUACAUCAUGAUAGUGGGCUUCGCAUUUCACAGCCCGAAGAUGCCCAUGUUAUCGACGUCCCGCCCAUCUAUAGUCCGGUAUGA
This is a messenger RNA of Psilocybe cubensis, 1365 nucleotides long. RefSeq lists its product as uncharacterized. NCBI's taxonomy places the organism in Eukaryota, Fungi, Basidiomycota, Agaricomycetes, Agaricales, Agrocybaceae. The record is from RefSeq and is a predicted model, not a curated record. Bases 1 to 1365 code for a protein of 454 amino acids. The transcript is spliced from 3 exons.